Molecule: messenger RNA, 645 nt
Organism: Galeopterus variegatus (Sunda flying lemur)
Lineage: Eukaryota; Metazoa; Chordata; Mammalia; Dermoptera; Cynocephalidae
Gene: CPSF4L
Product: cleavage and polyadenylation specific factor 4-like
Exons: 8
Coding region: 1-645 (214 amino acids)
Cellular component (GO): mRNA cleavage and polyadenylation specificity factor complex
Molecular function (GO): RNA binding; metal ion binding
Source: RefSeq, a predicted model, not a curated record
AUGCAAGAGGUCAUUGCGGGGCUGGAGCGGUUCACCUUCGCCUUUGAGAAGGAUGUCGAGAUGCAGAAGGGCACUGGGUUCCUGCCUUUCCGGGGCAUGGACAAGUCGGGAUCAGGUGUGUGCAACUUCUUCACUAAAGGGCUCUGUGAGAAAGGGAAGCUCUGCCCAUUCCGGCAUGACCGCGGGGAGAAGAUGGUGGUGUGUAAGCACUGGCUCCGGGGCCUGUGCACGAAGGGCGACCACUGCAGAUUCCUGCACCAGUAUGACGUCACCCGCAUGCCUGAGUGCUACUUCUACUCCAAGUUCGGUGAUUGCAACAACAAGGAGUGUCCCUUCCUCCACGUGAAGCUUUCUUUCAAGUCCCGGGACUGUCCUUGGUAUGACCAAGGUUUCUGCAAGAAUGGACCUUUGUGUAAAUACCACCAUGUCCGCAGAAUAAUGUGUCUCAACUACUUAGUUGGCUUCUGCCCUGAGGGACCCAAGUGCCAAUUUGCCCAUCCCAGGAUGGAUCUUUUAUUCAACCCGAGUCACAGACAGGUGAGUCCUGUCAGCCAGCCAUGGGGUUCAGCACCUCCUGCUUCUGCUGCCGAAGCUCGUAAGCCCCCUGCCCCGACAGAGCGCCUGCUUUCCUACCAGGAGGCCUGA